Blepharisma stoltei is the source of this 813-nucleotide messenger RNA. The record is from the annotation of a GenBank genome assembly. NCBI's taxonomy places the organism in Eukaryota, Ciliophora, Heterotrichea, Heterotrichida, Blepharismidae.
AUGGGCACUUGUGUUUCUGCCAAUUCUGCUAACAAAGUUGUUUCUAUCAAGAUUGACAACACAAACAUAAAAGAAACUGAGCACUCCCUUGCCGAUAAACGAUACAGCAGCCAAGUAAACAGAAAAAUCCUUUUGGAUUAUUACGCAGCUGCCCGAAGCCAAAUGCAUAGAAAAAUAAAACAACUAUUCGAAAUCAUUUUUUCAGGAGACCAUUUGGACACCAAAGAAAUCAAUUUAAAUUUCACAAAAAUUGACGUUGUAGGGAUUUACCACAUAAAAACAGUUCUGCAAUAUUUUGAGAACUUGAAAUCCCUGAGUCUUUGGAAAACAGGGAUUGUGUCAAGAGAUCUCAAAAGGCUUUCAAAAUCGUUUGAGACGCUGGUAAAGCUGGAAAAUUUGAACUUGCAGGGAAAUAAUAUUGAUUCUGAAGGGGGGAAAUAUUUAUCAGGGAUUCUCCGCAAAACCAGGCAGCUUAAAACUUUGUAUUUGAGUGAAAAUCAGUUAGGAUACGAAGGGACAAUUAGUUUUGCACCAUCCUUGAGAUCAAUUUCAAAUUUAGAGCAGCUAGCGCUGGAUGAAAACAAAAUCCAGGAUGAAGGGCUAGCUGCACUGAUACCGAAUUUACUGUAUAUGACAAAACUGAAGUAUUUAGGGUUAAGAUAUAACGACUUAACUAUAAAUUCUAAAAACAACUUGGAGCUUUUGGCAACCACACUCACAAAUCUGAAAACUCUGGGUUUAAGAGAUAACGAAAUUCCAGACAGCAUUCUACAGGUCAUUAAAUUCCGUGCACCAAAGAUAGAGUUUGUUUAA